Amyelois transitella is the source of this 480-nucleotide messenger RNA. It is a transcript of the gene CPR65, whose product is annotated as larval cuticle protein A2B-like. Gene Ontology annotation, cellular component: extracellular matrix. NCBI's taxonomy places the organism in Eukaryota, Metazoa, Arthropoda, Insecta, Lepidoptera, Pyralidae. Bases 1 to 480 code for a protein of 159 amino acids. The transcript is spliced from 2 exons. The record is from RefSeq and is a predicted model, not a curated record.
AUGAUUCAUAAGCUGGCUGUAGUAUCAUAUUUAAUCGUAUCCACUACGUGCACCGUCCUUCAUCAACCAGUUACCCUUCUUUACACCGUGGACAACCAAAACCAUCAUUCACCUCAAUAUGACUUCGCUUACGAAGUCAAUGACGCCCAUACAGGAGACAUCAAAAGCCAACACGAAGCUAGAAGAGGAGACACUGUUCUUGGACAAUAUUCUCUUGUCCAACCUGAUGGAGUUACAAGAACCGUUGAUUAUAGAGCCGAUGAUCGUACAGGUUUUCAAGCGACAGUCAACAAUGAUGGAAAUACUAUAGAACAAACAAGUGAUAGUACUCCCAAAGAAAUUAAUUUAGGAAUCGAAUCCAUGCACCCUUGGCCUGCACCACCUACUCCCACUCUCCCUACUACUCCUGAACCAGCUGUAGUUAUAUCUAGAUCUUCAUUAGUCCAGUCAUUUCUCGACGCUCAUAAUCCUUGGGUUUAA